AGGAGUGACUACUGAUGCUCCAGUAAUCUGUGCUGUGUGAGUCAGUGCUGUGGUGAGCAAACCAGCAGCAGCAGCAGCGGCGGCGGUGGUGUGAGACGCUCUCCUCUCAUGGCUGUUUUUGAGUCAACAAUGUAGAAGAGCAGGAUGGGAAAGCUGAGCUCGAGGAGGAAGUGAGUAGACUGCCGAGAAAACAACCAGAGGAGGCCAUAAAACUGACAAAUCCCCGGUGACGAUAGAGAAAUAGCUCGCUGCCGUUGAGCGAGAGAGAGACACGAAGACUGAUAUCGACUCCGACUGACAGCAUCUGAGGUUGACGUGGGAUUGCUGAAGAUCAAAACGGAUGUCCCGCUGACAGAGCUGACAGUUUAGACUGAACCACCACCCCGAGGAGAGGAAGUUAACCCACGCAGGGUGCACAAGCACUUCUACAGCCCAGAGAAUAGACGUGGAAUCUGUGUGGGAGGCUUUGUAGGGAUGUCUUGGUUGUCUCCGGUCCAGUGGGCCAAAUGGACCUGGUCAGCAGUGACUGGCGGGGCAGGCGAAGGACAGCUGGGGCAACUUGGGACCAAGGAUGACGAAGAGGAUAAAUCUGACUCAGAGGGAAACUUUGAGACUCCAGAAGCAGAGUCUCCAGGAGUCCUGAAGAAGCUUAAACAAAUGGACAACUCCAAUCGAACAGUUAUUCCUGCUGAUGAGGGACAGCGGAUGUCCAGCUCAUCUCUGGACAAGAACUUCAAUCAGGAAAUCCCUCCCGUCUCAUUCCAGGAUGCUGAUACCCUGAACAACCAGGCAAACUCCUUUCCCACCACCAACAACAACAACAGCAGCAGCAGCUUAGGUUUGAUCCAGAACCUCAACAUAACCCUGUGCACCAAACCUGGUCCUGGAGAGGGACUACUCCCAGACACUCCCCUACCCCAGACUCUUGCCCCUCGGCCCCCAUCGCUGUCUGUUCUCUCCCCGCUAAGCAGACCCGACCCCACGGAAGUGGACGACGUGGCUCCACUGACCCCUGACUCAAGCCCUGACUCAAACCUGGACUGUGACAAUGACCUUUGUGUAGACCCAGAUUUACUCAAUGGCAACAUGAUCUCUGACAUCCCUCUGUCAGAGAAACAGCCGAUCUGUAUCCUGGAGGGAAGUGAAGACACCGUAAGGCAGCCACCCAGGAAGGACAGCAGCACAAUGAUCACGAACUCCUGCAAAGUAAAACAGAAUCUGUCACUGCAAAAGGGCACUGGUGGGCAGGAUGACCAUCAGGGAGGCCACGCCACAGAUGAGGAGAAGUUGGCAAACACUGUCGGUACCAAACAAGACAAAGAACAGUACAACACAGAGUUUAGUGUCCCAUGCAGACCUGAGGAGCCAGACUGCUGCUCUAUGUAUGAGGAUCCCUGCAUGCUGCCGAAGAAGAAGCUGGAAGGAUGUGAGAUGCAGAAAGCAGGAAGUCAGAUGUUGGACUCGAUAUCCAUCAGUGAGGGAGAUAAACAAGCAGUCCUAACCCUCAUCAGGGAGGAGAUCGUCACCAAGGAGGUGGAAGCCAGUGACUGGAAGAAGAAGUACAAUGAAAGCAGACAAGAAGUCACUGAGAUGAGGAAGAUUGUUGCAGAAUAUGAGAAGACAAUCACCCAGAUGAUUGAGGACGAGCAGCGCAACAACAUGAGCUUCCAGAAGUCCUUGCAGGCAGUGACGAUGGAGAAGAACACCGCCCUGACAGACCUGAACUCAGUUGAACGCUCUCUCUCAGAUUUGUUCCGUCGCUACGAAAACAUGAAGAGCACCCUGGAAGACUUUAAGAAGAAUGAAGAGGUGCUGAAGAAGUGUGCUCAGGAGUACCUGACCAGAGUUAAACAGGAGGAGCAGAGAUACCAGACACUCAAACUCCACGCUGAGGAGAAACUUGACAAGGCCAAUGAAGAGAUAGCCCAGGUGCGUACAAACUCAGAGAACAUAGCGCUGAUGGCCAGCCUGAGGAAGGAGCAAAUGAGGGUGGAUUCGCUGGAAAUAGCUUUAGAGCAGAAGAACCAGGAAAUUGAGGAACUCACCAAGAUCUGUGACGAGCUCAUCGCCAAGAUGGGAAAAACAGACUGAGAGAGGCUCUUGUUAGUCAGUUAACGCAGCCUUUCCACCGCUGCCUGUCUCCAGCCUAUAUAAAGUACCCUGUGCAUGUCCCCGGCCAGGAUGCAUUUCUCAUAUCCUGUACCAGCCCCGCAUCCUGAGGAUUGUUUAUGUAAAGGCCCCCUAUGUACAGUUGUCCAAAAUGACCUCCCACAUACCUCUAUUGAAUGCACUACUUGCGAACAGAGCAGCUUACUAUACACACUAAAUAUUGUUUGAGCUGGGAUUCUAUGUGUGGUCAUUUGGUAUUGGUUGUAUUUUUUUACUCAUUUAGAAAGCCAGCUGCUCCCUUUAUAUUUUAGCCUGCCAUGCCAGUGAACGUUGACCUGCUAAGAUUCCCAGUAGCCUAAUAGUUGGAUUUUGACAGUUCCUCCUACGGGUUGACAUCAGGCUUUAUGCAAGCAGUUGUUGUAGAGCUGGAUUAAUGCUUAUCCUCCUUCCUAAAACGAUUGACUGAUAUCUCUGCGACAGUCCAUGCUCUGCCACAAAAGCACAGAUUUUGCUCUCCAGUGUAAAUAAGGCAUUUAUUCUGAAUUAGAGAGGCUCAGGGGUCCUAAUCGGGCAGUGCAAGUCCAGGGUUAAGGUCAAGCGGCACUAGAGCUUGUUUUGAAGAAAGGUUUAGGGGUGUUAAAGUUAAAACAAAGCUUUCAUUCACCACUGAGGCCUUGAGUGGUUAGCUAUGUAUUCUCUGGGAAGAUUUGGGUAGGGGUAGGGUUAGGACUAGAUGGAGUCCGUGUUUCUUGGCAUUUGUUUCAGGUGACUUGCAGUGCACAGUGGUUUGGGGUUCACCACAUUAUGGCACUUUAAAUCAUUUCAAACAAUUUACUAAAUUGAGAAGACAAUGAUACGAAAGGUUAUACUAAAAGUCUCCUGUUAUUGUCAUUGCUUUGUCCCAUUUGCCAAGUCCCACUUAUCUGGCACCAUAGUUGUCUAAAAAAAAAAAACAUGAAAGAUUCCCAAAUGCUGUUUGAUCCAGGUGUGGUCUUGACAUGGAUCGAGCUGGACAAGAAGCAUCUCAGCGCUAUUCCACAGUCAGUUUUAUCAUUUAUUCACUAAAGAUUGCUGCUGAUCUCAUGUUAGCACUCAAAGGCCAACUUUAUCCCAAAGCGGUGAAAUGUGAGAGAAACCACUGCUGGUUAUUCCACCAAUGUAAAAUACUAGCCGUCCUGUGUUGCUGAAAACAGAACAAAAAAAAAUCUAAAAAAGAAAAAAAAAGGAAGUAGUUAAAUACAGUGAAUAUAUUUUGACUUUGUUCCACCUUCUAGUCAGAGCUGCAGCAGUGCAGCCAUUUUGGUUAUUUAUCAGUUUUCAUCCCUUCGUCACAUUUACAUCUUAGCACUGAUAACACGCAGGGAAACGCUUGAAGAGUUUGACAAAGUGUGAAUCGCGUGACCGUAAAAGGUGUGGUGAGCAUUUGGUGUGCAAGAGUAGAUGAAGAAAACUGAUCAGGGAUAGAUAGAGGUGUUGUGGUUGCAUUUACAGAUCUGCACUAUCGUUAUCGUAACCAAUCUGUUUUACUAGCAUGUUUAUUUCCAUAGCUUCACUGUUGUAAGAACGCAGCUUGACAUUAAUAAAUCGAGGCUGAGUUUUGUUUUGUUCUGCACAUCGCUUCAGUAAUGUAUACCUCCAUCUACAUCCAUUGUAUGGGCAGUAAAGGGUGUAGCUUAGCGAGCUACACAUCCAUUAGUAACACACACAGCCAAACACACGUCCUCAUGUUGCCAGAGUUUAUGUUUGUGCCAUUCUCAAGUUGGGUUACCUCCAGUAAAAACUCACGUUUGUUUUCUGUUUCAGGAUAUAUUGCUCUGGCAAAUUUGAUGUUUCAGUGUUUUGUUUACCUCGCACACCUUUGUUAACACAAUGUAGGCUAACAGUGUGAGUCUGUACAGUUCCCUGAAUAAAUAUAAUUUGUUCUACUCUUAA
Molecule: messenger RNA, 4041 nt
Organism: Lampris incognitus (smalleye Pacific opah)
Lineage: Eukaryota; Metazoa; Chordata; Actinopteri; Lampriformes; Lampridae
Product: transforming acidic coiled-coil-containing protein 1-like
Exons: 13
Coding region: 475-2091 (538 amino acids)
Biological process (GO): mitotic spindle organization; cerebral cortex development; cell population proliferation
Cellular component (GO): cytoplasm
Source: RefSeq, a predicted model, not a curated record